UAAAUUCCUUUACUGUUUUGUAGCUAUCUGAAUAUAAUAGUACAUAUUUGGUUGGUUUAGUCUGCAUAUUAAUUUUGUAUACACUUCAAAUUAUUUUGGUAUGGUUCUCGCAUUCCACCAUGUAACAACAUUUGUGUUUAUGUUAAUUUUUUAAUGUUUCUUACAUAAUUUUUGUAUGCUGAUUUCAGUGGUACCAUUGGUUUUUCUCUAUCAUCAAGAUUUCCUGAGAAAAAGCAUAAAUUUAACUAAUUACAACUGUUACAUGAAGUAGUGAAUAUGUCUAGUAGAUCCUGCAAGCUUUGUCCUGACUCAUUCUGUUAUGUUUGUGGUUACUAUAUUAGUCCAACACAAGCUAAACAUAAGAUUGUCAGUGGUACAAAAUUCUUUACUGCAUAUCAUGCUUAUUUUGGCAUGGCUAUGGGAGAUCAGGACAAAUCGUGGGCACCACACUACAGUUGUGGUAGCUGCAGAUCAACUCUGGAAGGAUGGCUGCAUGGAAUCCGAAAGUCAAUGCCCUUUGCGAUUCCGAGAAUAUGGAGAGAACCGACGAACCAUCAUGAUGACUGCUUUUUCUGCAUUGUUGGCAUUUCAAAGUAUAAAAAACCGAAAGAUAGGCUGACUCUAGUUUAUCCAAGUAUACCAUCUUCUAUUGGACCAGUUCCACACAGUGAUGAAUUGCCUGUUCCUACUCCACCUCAAUCCGAAGAAGCAGCUGCAUAUCAUUCUGAAGUAGACUCACCGGAUGAACUCAAUGAUGACUGUGAUUUCAGGGAACCGAAUGAUUUACCUCAUUUCCCUAAACAACAAGAACUUGAUGACUUAGUACAAGAUUUAGGUCUCACUAAAUCAAAUGCAGAACUUCUGACAUCACGUUUGAAAGAAUGGAAUUUAUUAGAUCCAAGCUGCAGAACCUCGAAAUACCGAAAAAGACAUGAAACAUUCGCAUACUUUUAUGUAGUAUCAGAAUCACUGUGCUAUUGUCAUGAAGUUCGUGGUCUUUUCAAUGACAUUGGCAUUGUUCACAAUCCUGAAGAGUGGAGAUUAUUCAUUGACAGCUCAACAAGAAGUCUAAAGGCAGUUUUGCUCCAUAACGGAAACCGAUUACCUUCGAUUCCAGUAGCUCAUUCCGUUCAUCUAAAGGAAGACUAUAAGAACGUGAAGUUGUUGCUUGAGAAAAUCAACUACAACAGUUACAAGUGGGAUGUAUGUGGAGACUUUAAGAUGCUAGCAUUUCUUCUCGGUCUGCAAGGAGGAUACACAAAGUACUCGUGUUUUCUUUGUUUAUGGGAUAGCAGGGCUGCAAACCAGCACUUCACAAGACGUGAGUGGCCAGUGAGAGAACAUUUACAGCCUGGUUCGCACAAUGUUAUUAAUCAAUAUCUGAUACCUGUUAAAAAGAUCUUACUACCACCCCUUCACAUUAAACUUGGUCUUAUCAAACAAUUUGUAAAAGCAUUAAACCCAGAUAGUGCAGCAUUCCAGCAUAUUCGGCAGAUGUUUCCAAAGGUGUCAAAUGCAAAAAUUUCAGCAGGUAUAUUCGUUGGUCUACAGAUUAAAGUUAUGUUGGCAUGUAAGGAGCUUGAGGACAAAAUGUCUGCUGUUGAAAAAGAAGUAUGGACUGCAUUUAGACAUGUUGUUCAUAGCUUUUUAGGCAACAAUAAGAGUGAUAACUACAAAGAGAUAGUGGAAAACUUAAUUGUACGGUACGCAGAUAUGAAAUGUAGAAUGUCAAUAAAGCUGCAUUACCUGCAUUCACACUUGGAAUUUUUCAGACCAAAUUUGGGUGAUGUGAGUGAAGAGCACGGGGAACGUUUCCAUCAGGAUAUUCUUGCAAUGGAGAAAAGAUACCAGGGCAUAUGGGAUGCAGCUAUGAUGGGUGACUACAUCUGGUGUUUGAUACGCGAUGAUGAGAAACUUCAUAAAAGAAAACCUCGUUCUACUGUUCACUUUUAGUGUUUUUUGAGAUUGUGAGAGACUGUUACAAUACAAUAUAAUGUAACAUUAUGUAAUAUAUGUAAGAAACAUGAUGUAACAUGAAGUUUUGUAACAUAACAUAACACUUUUGAAUUAGUAAAUGUUUUAUAUUGA
Messenger RNA from Hydra vulgaris (swiftwater hydra), 2088 nucleotides. The record is from RefSeq and is a predicted model, not a curated record. Lineage: Eukaryota; Metazoa; Cnidaria; Hydrozoa; Anthoathecata; Hydridae.